UGCCCUGAGGGUAACCACAGAGGAGUCACUGGCUGAUUGCAACACUACAGGUGAUCCUGCUCACCCAGCCCCACCCCCAGCCCCAUGCCAACAACCCAAGGUUAAUUGAGUCUAGUCUUUUGUGCUCAGUAACUUCCUGCUUUCGUUUUUGGGGAUGUGUGGGCUCCAGCCCCGCACAGCUUAACCUCAGCCUCCCUGCGUGUUCCAGUGCUUCAGGCUCUGCUCCAAGAAUCCAGGCAGAGCCUCUUCAACUCUGUGUGGGAUGCUGGGUCAGCAUGUUCGCCAGUUUGGUGAGAAACUAGCCCGAAGGCGGCCAGUGGAGCCCAGGAACGGGUCUGAGAUUUCCACACCUCAUCUAAACAUCUUCAGCCUAGUGGUCUUUGGUGUGAACAGAACCCUGAGGGUUGGUGUGUACAUCCUGGCAGGUGUGGUGGCCGUGUAUGUAGCUGGACCUGCGAUCAUCAUCUCCCUCUUGGUGGCUGGCGUAUUUAACCUGUUGUCUGGAUUCUACCUCGCUGAGUUGGGGGCCUGGGUACCCCGCUCUGGUUCUGUGUAUUUUAACAGCUACGUGACAAUGGGACAACUGCAUGCCUUCAUCACUGGCUGGACCCUCAUACUGCCUUUAGUCCUUGCCACAGCCUACUUGACCAGGGCCUGGAGCUACAACUUUGACAGCCUGAUUGGGAACCACAUCUCACAAAAAUUAGAGGAAAUUUUCUCUGAGCAUAUGCCCUCCUUCCUGGCCCCAUACCCAGACUUUGUUGCGCUGGCCCUGGUGCUGGUGAUGGCUGGGCUACUGAUUCUGGGAGUACAUGGUGCAGCCCUGGUUAGCAAAGUGUCCGCAGGCUUCAAUGUUUUGCUGCUCAGCUUCAUCACCCUCUCUGGCUUCAUUAAGGGAGAUCUGCACAACUGGCAGCUCACAGAACAGGACUACAAACUGGCCGCAUCUGGAUCCUCUGACAGCUAUAGCCUGGGCCUUCUGGGUUCUGGAGAGUUUGUGCCCUUUGGCUUUGAAGGGAUUCUCCGAGGAGCAGCAUUGCCUUUCUACUCAUACUUUGGUCUCAAUGCCAUUGUCACUAAAGGGAGAGAAACCCCCAACCCUCAGCGUUCCAUCCCUUGGAGCCUAGGGAUCAUCAUCUCCAUCUGCUUUUUGGCCUAUUCUGGUGUCUCAGCAGCUCUCACCCUCAUGGUGCCCUACUACCAGGUUCAUCCUAACAACCCCUUGCCGCAGGCUUUCCACCAUGUUGGCUGGGCUCCUGCUGGAUACUUUGUGGCUGUUGUCAUCCUGUGUGCUCUUUUUUACAGCCUCCUGCUUGUCAUGUUGACCAUGUCUCGGUUGAUUUGUGCAAUGGCAGAGGAUGGGCUCCUUUUCCGGGGACUUAGCCAAACCUAUGCCCGAAGAGGCACCCCCAUCGUGGCCAUCCUGGUUUCUGCAACUCUUUCAGGGAUCCUGGCAGUACUUUUCGAGAUCUUUCAUUUAUUGGAACUCAUGUCAAUUGGGACCCUGUUUGUUUACUUCCUCGUGACUUUUUCUGUCCUGGUCCUCAGGUACCAGCCAGACCAGAACUUCAGCAAGAAGGAGAAGGUAUUGGAGGAAAUUGAGAUGGAGCCUAUAGUUGGAGCAAGUCCUUUGGAAUCUGUACCUGAAGCAGGAACCUCAAACCCUCUAAAGAGUCUGUGUAACCCUAUCAGCACCACCCCCACUCGGAAAUCUGGCCAGAUUGUCUAUGGAUGUGCCUUCCUGCUGGUUCUCCUGCUGACCAUCCUGAGCCUGCUUCUGGCCCUGUGGCCCAGCCGCGUGUUCUCUGGAGACCCCGGGUUCACAGCAGGGGCUGUGCUGCUGCUGCUGCUCAUUGCGGGGAUCACCGCCAUCAUUUGGAGGCAGCCCCAGAACCCUUCUCCUCUUCCCUUCAGGGUCCCUGCUCUGCCCAUCCUCCCAGUGCUGAGCAUCUUUCUGAAUGUCUACCUGAUGAUGCAGCUGUCCUCUGUGAUUUGGGCCGAGUUUGGCAUCUGGAAUGCUGUUGGAUUUGCCAUAUACUUUGGAUAUGGGAUCCGACACAGCUUGGAGGAGAAGAGGGAUCCACAGCUACCAGCCUCCACCUCCCAGACUCUGCAUGAACACACCCCUGGUGCUGAAUCCUCUUAGCCACAGGAAGAAGAUGCUGUGUGUUUCCCUGCAAACCCUGCAUGUGUUUUCUUGUUCAAGCGACACCGUGAUCUUCUGUGGUGUGUGAGUGGGUUGCAUUUAGAGCCCUGUUUUCAUUGACAGUGGACAAAAUCAUUUUAAUAUUGUGUAAUUUUUUUUUUUUGUCUUUUUGCUAUUUCUUGGGCCACUCCCGCGGCAUAUGGAGUUUCCCAGGCUAGGGGUCUAAUC
Messenger RNA from Sus scrofa (pig), 2374 nucleotides. RefSeq names its product cationic amino acid transporter 3-like. Lineage: Eukaryota; Metazoa; Chordata; Mammalia; Artiodactyla; Suidae. The record is from RefSeq and is a predicted model, not a curated record. Gene Ontology annotation, molecular function: amino acid transmembrane transporter activity. Gene Ontology annotation, cellular component: plasma membrane. Gene Ontology annotation, biological process: amino acid transport; transmembrane transport.